GUGCAUUAUUUGCGUUAAUUUAAAAUUUUAUUUACAUUUUUUGCAUAUUUAAUGUUGGGUAAAUUAUUUUGGAUUGGAUAAAUGUGUUAUCUCAUACGUUGAUUAGUUCGUUCUGGAUGAACUAGUAUUUAUUAUUGUGAAGUUUCGUUCAUUUCAUAUGUUAGGCUAGUUUGCGUGAGAAUAUUUGUUUCUGAACAAACAAAAUGCCGAGCAAAAAGAAGAAGUAUAACGCCAGAUUUCCUCCUGCAAGAAUAAAGAAAAUCAUGCAGACUGAUGAGGAAGUUGGGAAAGUUGCAGCAGCAGCACCAGUUAUUAUUUCAAGGGCAUUAGAACUGUUUGUGGAAUCUCUUGUCAAACGAACCAGUGAUAUUACACGGUCCAGGAAUGCUAAGACUCUCACCACCUCACAUUUAAAGGCCUGCAUUAUAGCUGACCCACAACUUCACUUUCUGAAAGAUUUAGUAGCUUCUGUACCUGAUGUUCAAAUAGAAGAAGAAAUGGCUACAAGUGGUGGUAUUGAGCCUCAUCCUUCAGGUCCUUACCCAGCUGGAUAUCCAGGAGGUCGACCAAGAAAUAGGCCUACUGGAGAGGACAGUGCAGGACCAAGUCAAUCAACAGCAGAGGACUCUGAAACAGCUAGUGAUGAAGAGCUCAAAAAUGAUGAUGAAGAUUCUGAAGAUGCAAGUAGUGAAAACACUUUUGAUAACCAGAGGAUGGUACCUAUCCGCAGGAAGUCUGUAAUAACCCAAUCCGAAAGUUAUGGGGUUAACAAUCUAAAUACUGCCCCACGACUAAGUGGUCCUGCGUUGGUACCGACAUGCACGUAUAACACCAACACAAGCACAGAAGAAGAUGAUUAUGACUCCUGAAGAAGAAAUGUGUAAUAAAUGUAUAGUACAUCUUUGUAUGAGUGUUAAAAGUGAAAUAUGUCAAACAAAAUAAUGAGCUGUUCGUUGAAAGAAAGAAAAAAACGACAGCAUCUUGACACCAGGUGUCACACAAAUGAGAAGUUUGUUCUGUUGCUGUCGGUGAUUAAAACUGUUAGGAAACCAAUAGUCUAGGGCAUCCAAAUUGUUGAAUUUUAAUUUUUAUGAAAAGAUCACUUGAUGAUGAGUCAAGACACUUUUUAGUAAUUUUUCAAAAAUAUGUUUAUCUUUUUUUUUCUUGUGUUACUGAUGAAUUAAUUCUGUUUCUUUUUCCAAACACAUCUUAAAUAAAAUAGAAUGACUUGCUUAUUUUUGGGAUUUAUGGAUUUUUAAAGCUCUUUCUAAGAUUAAGAUUAUUAAAUAAAACUCCUCAGGUUUGACAAGUUUUUUUGUUUUUUUUUCAGAUUUAUGUUUAAAAAAU
Limulus polyphemus (Atlantic horseshoe crab) is the source of this 1347-nucleotide messenger RNA. RefSeq names its product dr1-associated corepressor-like. Lineage: Eukaryota; Metazoa; Arthropoda; Merostomata; Xiphosura; Limulidae. The transcript has 7 exons. The coding region runs from base 204 to 869 and encodes 221 amino acids. Gene Ontology annotation, biological process: negative regulation of transcription by RNA polymerase II; positive regulation of transcription by RNA polymerase II; transcription by RNA polymerase II. Gene Ontology annotation, molecular function: RNA polymerase II general transcription initiation factor activity; protein heterodimerization activity; transcription corepressor activity. Gene Ontology annotation, cellular component: nucleus; negative cofactor 2 complex. The record is from RefSeq and is a predicted model, not a curated record.